Messenger RNA from Mycena indigotica, 1515 nucleotides. RefSeq lists its product as uncharacterized. Bases 1 to 1515 code for a protein of 504 amino acids. The record is from RefSeq and is a predicted model, not a curated record. Lineage: Eukaryota; Fungi; Basidiomycota; Agaricomycetes; Agaricales; Mycenaceae. The transcript has 6 exons.
AUGACCCUUGCCCAGCCGCAGUCUCGACCGACAACAACAGACAUAUCCCUGAAGUCGCUCCUUUCUCUUCCUUUUCGAUUGUGCAAUCCCCCACCGCCAGCUGGGAAAGCGCGGUCUUGUAGUGUUACACCAGCGCUUCGGGUCCAGCUGGACGAUAUACUGGAGAGAAGGCAUCUUCCACCGCUGGGACUGAAAGAUUUUGAGGAAUGGCUGCUCUACUGCGAGGAUUCUGUCGAGAACCUUUACUUCAUCCUCUGGCUCAAAGAAUACACACUACGCUACAAGCAAUGGGUUGCCCGUAGUGACUCGGACUCCUACUACGACCCCUUCCCGCGCAACUCGCUUGCCCACUUCUUCGCCCGCGCCAAACAGACCUUCUUCACUCCAAACGCAGUAUAUGAGCUCAAUGUGCCGUCAGCAACACUCGCACCAUUUCACGCCGUUGACGGAUCACCUCACCCCGACCCUGCUGUCUUCACUCCCAUCGCGAUCGAGAUCAGGAAAAUGCUGCAAGACAGCCUCGAGCGGUUUGUCCUCGCCCAGCUCUCAAAUGUUGGAAACAGUCGCGCCUUCUGUGGAAUGACAGCUGGGGUCGUUUUCUUCAGCAUCGGCGCGGUCAUUCCGAUCGUUUACAACCUGGCUGGUGGUCAUUCAAGAUGGCUCAGACUGACGUCUUUUCCCGGCAUGUGGAUGGGGCUGACAACCCUGCUGGCCAGUCUCCACGGUGUCUGCAUUGGAGUUUAUAUUUUUGGUGACCUCCGUCAGCUGAGGAAGUUUGAGCUUUCCCGGCCGCCCAUAUCCAAGCCCUUACCUGCGCUCCCAUCACCCCCACCGCCGCCGCCACGAAUCACCCACCCCUUACCUGCCCACGUAGAACCCUCAAAUUCAUCACAAGCCAGCUUCGAGUCGCAUAGCGUGUGCUCCGAUGAGUCAGACGACAUUUAUGUCUCGCCAGCGUACUACGACGAAGACGACGUUGACGGGCCAGCAACCAACCCCGUGGCUGCCGAUGCAAUCGUUCUCCCACCCCCACCUCCAAUUGAGAUAAAAGAGCCAGAGGACGGGUUCGUGCCGACUGCGGGGUUUAUCCAUCCGUAUCCUUACGAAGAGGAGCUUGAAAAGCUACCAGAAGAAAGACAGGUGCUUUCGCCAUUCGAUUUUGAUGCGCUGCCCCGCCAUCCUCGUCACGUGCCCAAGCCAACACUCUCCCUCCAAGGUUUCAUUGGGCGCAUGCAAACAAAAUGUGCGCCACAAUGGGUCCCGCCUACGACAGCCGAAGUGCCCUCAGAACCAAAAUAUGCUACCGAAUCGAGACACCGGCCAGACAUAACCACGGUGAAGAAACACCUACGUUACGUGCGCGCUGUCCCCGCUUUCGCUGUCCCGCUCACCCCGAUUCUGAGCGAGGUGGUGGUCCGCGGGCAGUGGGAGAUUGUCGUCCGCUCUGCAAUUCUAGCGCUCCUGCUCUCUUGGGUUCUUCUCGGUGGUUUACUCGCUAUACCGCCUCGGCCAUAG